This is a messenger RNA of Pristis pectinata (smalltooth sawfish), 2643 nucleotides long. It is a transcript of the gene znf276, whose product is annotated as zinc finger protein 276. The record is from RefSeq and is a predicted model, not a curated record. Gene Ontology annotation, cellular component: nucleus; kinetochore; transcription regulator complex. Gene Ontology annotation, biological process: regulation of transcription by RNA polymerase II. Gene Ontology annotation, molecular function: DNA-binding transcription factor activity, RNA polymerase II-specific; RNA polymerase II cis-regulatory region sequence-specific DNA binding; chromatin insulator sequence binding. The transcript has 13 exons. NCBI's taxonomy places the organism in Eukaryota, Metazoa, Chordata, Chondrichthyes, Rhinopristiformes, Pristidae. Bases 304 to 2196 code for a protein of 630 amino acids.
GUCGGGGAAUGUCCUGCUGUUGAUUCAGUUGUGAAUGUAGAUGUGCUGAACGGACUUUUCCCUACCUCCAGAGCGAGCGGCGUUGUAUAAAAUGUCAACGAUAAAGGAGAGACGAUAAAGUACAAGGGAGACGUCGUGGGCUGGAAAUUCUCAGCGCCCACGGUCUGUGGUCCUGGUCCCUCCGCCGGAACUGUUGACUCGGUAUCAGCGUGCAGUGGGGACAUUACACUCCGCCCCCGCGGUUUCCGGUUGUGGCCAGGCCGAGGGGAAUGUCUGUGCUCUGAACUUCUCGCCUCGGGCGGGAUGAAGCGGAACCGACGCGGGCGCUUCGUGUCCGCGGCCGCGGCGCACAAGGUGGAGCGGCUGUCGGAGGCCCAGCGGCAGCGCUGGGGGGGCAGCAGGCGGCCCCGGGAGGCGGAGCCAGUGGCCGCCGGGGCAGUGCGGGCCGAGCCAGCUGCAUCUCUUGUUAUGACCACCAGCUACUGCCGUCUGUGCCAUGGAAAGUUUUCCUCAAGGAGCCUACGUAAUGUUUUUGCAAAAGUUCCUCUGAUUGAGACGAGUCCAGAGCGACAGCGCAGAGCACAACAGACUUUCUGUGCUGAUUUUCAGAAGCUAGUUGGUGUUGUGGUGAGGCAGGAUCCCACUUUGCCACAGUAUAUCUGUAGGAACUGUCAUGCUCAGUUUUAUAAAUGUUGGACUAUCUUGAAAAACUUCAUUCAAAAAGUGAAUACUUCACCAGUAGCUUCAGUACAACAUGGACAAAAGGCUAGCAGAUGUGUUGCAACAACUGAAACAUCAUCAAUAGAAAUACUUUCACAAUCUCCAUUAACCAAUUCUGUAUCUGGUGAUUUUAAACGGAUGUUAAAUGACGGUGUCUUAAUCGCAAGUCCACAGUGUCUACAAAUUUUGGUCACUUGGGCUCACCAUCACGGUAGCAGCUGUGGGUCUCAACCACAUGUACAGAGUGUCUUAUCUGCAGAGUAUCGAGGAUUAGUUGGAGCUGUGUGGGGGUGUCCAGAGGGCCACAGUUACAUCUUGGACAUGCAUUCAAAUCAUAAUGUUGUUUUGAAUGAAGGACAGUGCCCAUCUAAUAGAAAUAAGGACUCAAAGGAGGAAGUUCUCGGUAGUUCAAUAACCCUUUCAUCUCAGAAUGGAACAGGUACUGAAAAUGGUGAGGGUGAUAAUGUUGCAAAGCAUCAACCUGUCCCAGUGUUACUUUGGUCAUCAGACUUUCAGUCUUGCACAUACAGUGGAGCUACUUCGCAGUCAGUGGAUGUGGACAACUCGGAAUAUCCAUUGAGCAAGGAUAUGUUUUUGCGCUCAGAUCCUGAAUAUACAGAGUGCUCUUGGGAAAAAGUUCAGAUACAGGAUGCAACUCGACUAUUAAAUGCUAAAGAUCCAGUUAACUGCAAUGAAGCAUCUUGUUCUAUAACAGAUGACGUUGUGGAUGGCUUAGAGUCCAGUGAUCUUUCUGAUAGGUAUUUGUCAAGUGAGGAUGAUGGGGAAAUAAAAGUUAAGAAUGGCUCUUCAGAUGAGUCUUUUCAGCCAUAUUGGGAGAAAAAUAAGUUACCGGUUAAGAAAUGCACUAUUAAGGAUGUGAAGAAACAACCUGGACAAAAACGUGGCCGGAAACCAAAAUCAAACUUAGAAAGGGAGGAUUUUCCCACCAUGUACCGAUGUCAAUAUAAGGGUUGCUGUGCUGUUUACAGAGGAGUUGAUGGACUUAAGAAACACAUAAAAGAGCAUCAUGAAGAGGUGCGUGAACGACCUUGUCCCCACCCAGGAUGUAACAAGGUGUUUCUGAUUGAUCGCUAUCUGCAGCGCCAUGUAAAGCUGAUUCAUACAGAAGAAAGAAACUACAUUUGUGAUGAAUGUGGACAGACUUUCAAACAGAGAAAGCAUUUGUCAGUUCACCAAAUGCGCCAUUCUGGAGCAAAACCUUUACAGUGCGAAGUUUGUGGUUUCCAGUGCAGGCAGAGAGCAUCCCUGAAAUACCAUAUGACCAAGCACAAGGCAGAAGCUGAACUUGAUUUUGCUUGUGACCAGUGUGGGAAACGGUUUGAGAAGGCCCACAAUUUGAAUGUUCAUAUGUCUAUGGUUCAUCCUUUGACCCAGAACACAGAUAAAAACAAACCAGUUGAAAUUGAACGAAGUCAGCUAAGUAUAGAAACAUUCAUUGAACAGGAACCCAGUUAACAUACAGUUAUUCAACAGCUAAAAGCUUAUAGGAGCCUGCACAAAGAGGACCUGCAAACAUUCUGAUGGCACCCCAGGAACACACUGCACCAUUCCAAAGAAAACGCCUCAUGUAGUUUCUUCCUCUAUUUCCUUGCCAUUACUGUGGAGGCAUGGCUCAGCUUCUGACAAGCCUGUUUAGAUCAGGAGUUUACUUAUUUAAAACAAAACUAUCACCACCAAAUCUAUGAAGUUCAGCCAUGGAUAAUAAUUGCAAUAAUUUUUGCUCCAUUUUAUACAGCUUAUUUUAACAUUUUAAAUAAACAAGGUACUUCUGCCCAGGAUUAGCUGGUGUUAUGUUUGUACAUCAUAUCAUGUAAAGUUGUGUGAGAUUCGUUUGUGUUCCAUAUAACCCAUUAUAUUCCACACAAAAUUCCCCAAAUUAAAAAAAAACUGAUUUUACAGCAA